Molecule: messenger RNA, 1883 nt
Organism: Chaetomium strumarium
Lineage: Eukaryota; Fungi; Ascomycota; Sordariomycetes; Sordariales; Chaetomiaceae
Exons: 2
Coding region: 147-1724 (525 amino acids)
Source: RefSeq, a predicted model, not a curated record
CAACAUAAAUUCCCGAGGUACCUUAUCUGGUCGAGAAGCAGAGUUCAGCGUCGACAGUAUAACAUUCUACUGUCGUCUCAUAUUCUGAGUCCUACAUUCGCUGAUCACGCUACAUCUCCAUCUUCUUCUCCAAACAGCCGUUGACAAUGGAAGGCCAGGACCGACCCACGACUGCUGGCGCAAGCCUUGUGUUGCCAGAGAGGCGGCCCAGAGGUGAUGAAGAGUCGGCCGAGUUUACCCCUGGUGGCUCAGUCCUAGCCAGCUCUAACUCCACGUCGGAUGAUUCUCCCGCCCAAGUUCACAAGAGGACGGUGGACAAAUACAACGAAGAGACAGCCAAUCUGCUCGACGAACUCCGGAACACCAUGGAAACCAGCCAAAAGGACUUUGUCUUUGCCUGCGGCGGUUCCAUCCCCUUCGCUACUGAGACUACCACUGCUUCCUUUGAGCCGGGGCAUUCUGGCACCACCCACUCGCCGCCGGUCUCCCUGCGCUGGGACCCGCAUGACCCUUCAACCCCCGCAUCGCAGUGCAAGCUCACCUUUCCCCUGGACACUGCCUCCCCUGAGGAACAGCGGUCGAAGCAGCCGCACCGAGGCCUCGUCAGCCUCCUGGGCGACAUGGACAAGGCCACCUUUGGCCUCGGUGGGGAGGAUGUCUUCGACGAGUCGUACCGUCGCGCCGUCAAGCUCGACACCUCGCGAUUCUCGACCAGCUUCUGCCCCUACGAUGUCGGCAUCAUGGACACCAUCAGCAGCAUUCUGGUCCCCGGCCUGAGCCUCGAUGAUGGGGGCCGCAUCGCGCGGGCCGAGCUAUACAAGCUCAAUGUCUACGAGGGCCCGUCAGGUUUCUUCAAGGCGCACGUCGACACCCCACGAUCUCCGGCCCAGUUCGGCUCCCUCGUUGUCUGCCUUCCUGCUCCCCACACUGGCGGCCAGCUCCAGGUAAAGCACAACGGCCGGACAAUGACAUUCGACUGGUCUUCUUCCUCUUCAGAAAGCCAAAUUAUACACUGGGCUGCCUUCUACUCCGACGUGACCCACGCCGUCCUGCCCGUCUCUUCCGGCCACCGCGUCACCCUGACCUACAACCUCUAUGCCCUCCCGAACCCUUCCCACCUCCCCUCCCCGACCUCCCCCCUACCCAGCGACCUCUCCCUCCCCCUGGUCACCUACAUGUCCUCCCUCCUCUCCAACCCGUCCUUCAUGCCCGCGGGUGGGCACCUCGGCUUCUACACCACGCACGCCUACCCGCACACGUCCCUGACCUUCUCGGUCUCGGCGCUCAAGGGAAUCGACACGGUCAUCUUCCGCGGCUUCCAGGCCCUCGGCUGCGGCGUCUGUCUCCGGCCGGUCCUGGACCCGGACUGUUUCUUCUGGAGCGGCAGCGGCACCGAAGAAGACGAAGACACCAUCCCGCGCGUGAUCGGCAAGCACCUGCCCAUGUGCACCGCCGAGGGGCGGGUGGAGUGCGCGGCGGACAUGAUGCAGUGGGUCUUUCGGGACGAGGACUUCUGCUAUGCGGUAGAGGAGAGGGUCAAGUUUGAGGAGGUCGAGUGGCUGAAUGAGAGUGGGGGGCGCCAUCGGGAGAUGCAGCUGGCGUAUACGGUGUAUGGCAACGAGGCCAACACGGUGGCGCAGUACAGUUGGUGUGCUAUUCUCAUUGCAGUGCCCGGGUGGGAUGGGGAGAAGGGCGCGAGGAAGAGGUUGGAGAAGACGUUUUGAGGAGCGGGAGGUGAGCGAUGGAAAAUACCUGACAAGAUGAGGGUGUCAUGCGAGGCUAAGUUUCCGCUCAAAUCCAGAUGACGCCUCCGCCCUCGGAUAUGUCUUGAAAAAGGUGCUACUGAAGCAAGUGUUGCCAGUAGAUUCAAACAUCAUUUCAGU